AUGAGGGGGAGGGGCUGCUUUGGACUUUUCGUAGAGCAGUUGACCCCGCAGCAGCAGAUUGUGAUUAGUUGGCCGCAAUUGCAAUUACUAGUUAGGUGGCUUUUCUAUAUAACUGCUCUCAAUUCCUACCUUGGAAGGGUUCUUCUUCUUCUCUCCACCAAUCCUCAUCGCCAGCUUCGACAUCUUUGCUUCUGUCAAUUCGCAAACAAAAAACAAACAAACUCAUAA
Molecule: messenger RNA, 228 nt
Organism: Morchella importuna
Lineage: Eukaryota; Fungi; Ascomycota; Pezizomycetes; Pezizales; Morchellaceae
Exons: 3
Coding region: 1-228 (75 amino acids)
Source: RefSeq, a predicted model, not a curated record